Molecule: messenger RNA, 3061 nt
Organism: Aegilops tauschii subsp. strangulata
Lineage: Eukaryota; Viridiplantae; Streptophyta; Magnoliopsida; Poales; Poaceae
Product: DNA-directed RNA polymerases II and IV subunit 5A
Biological process (GO): tRNA transcription by RNA polymerase III; transcription elongation by RNA polymerase I; transcription by RNA polymerase II
Cellular component (GO): RNA polymerase I complex; RNA polymerase III complex; RNA polymerase II, core complex
Molecular function (GO): DNA binding
Source: RefSeq, a predicted model, not a curated record
CCGUAGCUCGGUCUCGGGGUCCGGCUCCAGCCGACCCUUCUUCCUCAAUCCUCGCUACUCGGCGCCGGUGUCUCCUCCCCUUCUCCCUCCCCCCAAAACCCUACCUCCGGCCCUUCCUCCUCCAAAGGCAGGCGAAAAAUUCGCGCGGGCGAUCGGCGAAGGGAUGGCGGCGGCAGAGGGGGAGACGAGCCGGCUGUUCCGCGUCCGGCGGACGGUGAUGCAGAUGCUGCGGGACCGCGGGUACCUGGUGCUGGACGCCGACGUCGACCUGACCAUGGGCGAGUUCGUCGGGCGCUACGGCGACCCCGUGCGCCGCGAGGACCUCGUCAUCAACCGCGCCAAGAAGGACAACCCCGACGACCAGAUCUACGUCUUCUUCCCGAACGAGCCCAAGCCCGGCACGAAGGUGGUCACCAGCUACGCCGAGAAGAUGGCGCAGGAGAACGUCCCCAAUGGCAUACUCGUCGUGCAGCAGGCGCUGACCGCCUUUGCCCGCAACAAACUGGUCGAGACCUCUAAAUUCCGGCUGCAGGUCUUCCAGGAAGGGGAGCUUCUUAUAAACAUUAAGAAUCACGAUCUGGUUCCCGAGCACGUGCUCCUCACACAGGAGCAGAAGAAGACGCUGCUGGAGAAAUACACCGUGAAAGAAACUCAGCUGCCUCGCAUUCAACACUCGGAUCCAAUAGCAAGAUACUAUGGCAUGAGGCGUGGACAAGUCGUGAAGAUCACCAGGCCCAGUGAGACUGCUGGAAAAUAUGUGACAUAUCGAUAUGUUGUCUGAGCUCCACUACAUUCUUGAGGGCCAGAGAUGUUCUGCAAGCACUGCCAGUUAAAAUGCUUCCUCCAAUGCUAGCUCCUCAGUAGUAGACACUUGUUUUCUCGAGGAACGGAAGUACUUUCUGAACCGCCUUAGUGCUCUGUCUUUACAUCUGCUUGUCAAUUUGACAUGACACUGUUAGCUAGCAUCUAGACGUAGAUUUCAGUAGUUUUUCCUUUUCUUUUUCGACACAGCUAAAUAGCUCUUUGCUACCCGAAAUAGUCGGUCUAAUUUGCGGAGUUCAACUUAGUGCCCCUGUAUUUAUCUGAAUGGCAUGAGCAUGCCUUCUGGGACCGUUGUUUAUCUCACGAGCAAAGAAAAGCUGCAGCAUCGGGAACGUGGGAUAUCUGGAGUGCCGGUUUAUGCAUUAACAUAUAUCUGCUGAUGCAGUAAGACGAGAAUGGCAGCAGUGUGGUGAACCUGCAGCUAAUUUGCCUUACCGCCACUCGAGCUGAUCAACAAACCAUUUUUCUGUUAAUAGUGCAAUUGUAGAGAUAAAACAGCCAUAGGCAGAUUUUACAAAAAAAGAAGAAGAUAAAACAUGGGGACAAAAUCAAGCAGUUGGAUGUCUUUCUCUUUUUUGCAACAAUGAUCUUGUUUCUGAAACUCUUGUAACACAGAUUGUGUUGUGGAUUUUUUUGCAGCAUUGGUCGUGUUGUGGAAUUUAUUUUUUGCAACAUAUGUCGUGUUGCAGAUUUUUUUCACGUCUUCACUUUUUUUGUCCAACAAAGAUAUUGUUGCAGAAAAACUUUGCAACUGAGGUGAUGUUGCAGAUUUUUUUUCUUUGUCUUCACCUCUAUAUGGUGUUACGGAGAAACUUAUGCAACAUAACUGAUGUUGUAGAAAUCUUUCUUGCAACAUAGUAGAUGUUGCAAAACAAAAACACCACUAUAGUUCGGCGCGAGCCCGUCAAAGGUAGAGAGACAUGCGUGGUCCAGUAGGCCACGCGUCGAUCAAGGGAGGCGGACACCCGCGCUAGACCCGUUGGUUGAGCGAUAGCCUUUUCCGUAAAACAUUGAGAUUCUCAAACAUUUUCAUCUCGAAAGACCUAAUCCUAUUAACUUUAGAAAAUAUUUACACGAAGAUUUAAGAAAACCAGAAAACAAGCCUGCAAAUGCGAACAUUUUUUAAGCCACUUUGCAGUAGCUAGGCAGGCAGUGGAGGCAUUAAAACAGUGACAGUGUUGUAAGUAGGGAAAAUUUUGUUUUUGCCACUCUAGUUUUUGCCUAUUUUGCUUAUGCCACUCUAAAUUUUGACAUUUCAUUUUUGCCACUCUUAACUUUUGAAAAUGAUCACAAAUGCCAUUCUGUUACACUUUCGUGAGUUGACCGUUUGUUCUACCCAGUUGACCAGACAAAAAACUGACAGUAUUUGCAAAAUUGGCAUAAGUUGCCCCUACUUACUUGUGGGGCCACUUUGGAAGUGACCCACACCCUAACACACACACACACACACCCGUCCUAGCUACCCAAACCGCACCACAGACUCGGAUCCAACCACUCCGGCCGCGUCGCAACCUCCAGUCGUCGUCCCCGCGCACCACCGCAGCCAGCUACCUCCAGCCGGAUGCACGGCGCUCCGCCUCUGCCCACCGCCACCGCUACCGCUACCUCCAGUCGCCGUCCUCGCGCGCCACCGCAGCCAGCUACCUCCAGCCGGAUGCGCGGCGCUCCGACUCUGCCGAUUGCCGCGGCCCCUGCCGCAACUGCCGCCUGGUCACGCGCGAGGCCUGGCCGCCGCCUGCGCUCCUCGUGAAGGAUCCCGCCUGACGAGGCCUGCCUCCUCGCGCUCCUCCACUCUCCUCGUGCCCAAGCACCGGCAGCGGCCCACCUCCCCUUCCUCCUCUCGUCCUGGACGAGGACGCAAUCCCUGGUCACCCGGGAUCUGGGAGCCCAUGGCCCUGCGCGCCUCGCGCUGCCUCCAAUCAGCGCUCAUGGCGGCGCCCAAGUUUUCGUCCAUCUCCUGCUGCUCUUCUCCAUGAUGCGACGUACUCCGCUCCGUCCAUGGCGCUGCCUCCAAUCAGCGUUCCCCUCCGUCCUUGAUGCGGUAGCUCCACUCCCCGUCAUACAGGUUGCUAUUUGAUCUACAAAUGGUGCAUCCUUGAUGCAUAUGUGUUUUGAUUUGUGUGGAAAUUUGCUGAAUUGGAGAGACGGAGAUGCAUAUGUAUGUGUUGUGCCUUACGUGCCUGAUAUGUGUGUGAAAGUGGUGAAUCCGAGAUGUAUGAAUGGAUGCGUUCCUGCUUUA